AUGACGAGUGAGGAUGCAAAGGUGAUCCCUGUCCGGGUUGCCUUGCGUUGUCGACCUCUGGUGCCCAAAGAAAUCAAUGAAGGAUGUCAGUGCUGCCUCACCUUUGUGCCUGGAGUGUCCCAGGUAAUUGUUGGAACUGAAAAGGCGUUCACCUAUGAUUAUGUAUUUGACUCAACUGUCGAACAAGAAGAGGUAUUCAAAUCUGCAGUGUCCUCGUUAUUGUCUGGCCUUUUCAAAGGCUACCAUGCCACUGUGCUCGCCUAUGGGCAAACUGGAUCAGGGAAGACGUACUCCAUGGGAGGCACAUACACUGCAGCUCAAGAGUGUGACCCUUCUGUUGGAGUAAUACCUCGUGUUAUUAGAAGGAUAUUUGAAGAAAAAGAGAAUGUCACAGAGUGUGAAUUUGGCCUUGUCGUGUCCUACCUCGAGAUCUAUAACGAAGACAUUCUUGAUUUGCUUUCUACAAGUAAAGAGAAAUCAGUUGUCAGCAUUCGGGAAGACCCCAAAGAGGGCAUCAAGCUGGUAGGCUUAACUGAAAGGCAGGUGAUCUCUGCUCAGGAGAUGGUCAGCUGCCUGGAGCAGGGGAACUCUGCUCGUACAGUGGGCUCUACCGCCAUGAAUGCUGCUUCUUCACGCUCUCAUGCCAUUUUCACAAUCACACUGGAGCAACGCCGGGGGAAAGAUAAGUCUGAUUCUGUAGUCUCGAAGUUGCACCUUGUGGACUUGGCAGGUUCUGAAAGGCAAAAAAAAACCAAAGCCGAGGGAGACCGCUUGAAGGAAGGAAUCAGCAUCAACAAAGGUCUUUUGUCAUUGGGAAAUGUUAUCAGUGCUCUGGGGGAUGAAAGCAAGAAAAAUACCUUUGUUCCCUACAGGGACUCGAAGCUCACCCGCUUGCUGCAAGAUUCUUUGGGAGGAAACAGCCACACACUCAUGAUUGCUUGCAUCAGCCCAGCUGACUCAAACAUGGAAGAAACUAUUAAUACACUGCGUUAUGCUGACAGAGCUCGCAAAAUCAAAAAUAAACCCAUCAUCAACGUUGACCCCAGAGCAGCUGAGCUAAACAAACUCAAGCAGCAGGUUCAAGAACUGCAGGUGAUGCUCCUUCAUGCCCGGGGAGGAGUAGAACCAGUGUUGUCUGGGGUGGAGUCAACAGAGAAAGUGACAAAGCUCUUGGAAAGAAAUCGCGCUCUCCAGGAUGAAAACAACAAGUUGAGCCGCGAGCUGAGUGAGGCGGCCGGACAAACUGCCUUCAUGUUUGAGAAGAUAAUUGUGACAGAACAAACCAAUGAGAAACUGUUGAGCAAACUGGAACAGCUACGUCAACAUGAAGCAUGUGCUAUAGACCUUGAGAAGCUGUUGGUAAGCCUUGAAGACCAAGAGCUGAAGGAGAAUCUUGAAAUCAUGAAAAAUCUACAAGAACUUGUGUUGGAACUAAAGAAUGAAAGUGAAGAAAUGGCUGCUACUAUUGACGCAAUGGGCACAGAGGACAAGCAAGAGACAUGUGCAAAUGGGAGCCAGAACUCGUCCGCUGAUGCUACAGCCUCUUCGGGUAAGGACUCCCCAGAAGCUUUCACCGCCCAUCAUGCACUCCGCCAGGCACAGCUCUCAAAGGAACUCAUCGAACUUAACAAAGUGUUGAGUUUAAAAGAAGCGUAUAUGAAGAAAAUGUGCCAGAAUGACAGCCAGCUGGAGCCAAUGCAGUCGGAGCACCAGAAAAGUGUACAAGUACUCCAGACGGCUGUGAACGCUCUGCAAAAGGAGAAGGAAGAUCUUGUUUUGGCUCUACAGUCUGCAAAGAAAGACACAAAUCAGGCCAAACUUAGUGAACAGCGCAGAAAGAGGCUGCAGGAGUUGGAGGGGAAUCUUGGAGAGAUGAAGAAAAAGCUUCUUGAACAAUCAAAGCUUCUAAAACUUAAAGAAUCCUCCGUCCAGAAAGUUGGUAAACUCACGCAGGAGAUCCAGGCAAUGAAGGGUCAGCGCACACAGCUAAUGAGACAAAUGAGGGACGACUCUGAGAAAUUCAGGAUUUGGAAGAGCAAAAAGGACAGAGAAGUUAUUCAGCUUAAAGAAAAAGAUCGUAAGCGGCAGUACGAGCUGCUGAAACUUGAAAGGGAUUAUCAGAAACAAGCAAAUAUCCUACGUCGCAAAACAGAAGAGGCCGCAGCUGCAAACAAGCGUUUAAAAGAUGCUCUCAUGAAAAGAAGUGAGGCGGUCGACAAACGAAAUAAUGUGCAGAGCAAAGGAAUGGAGAGUGCUGCUGCCAGAGUGAAGGCCUGGCUUUGCAAUGAAGUGGAGGUAAUGGUGAGCACAGAGGAGGCGCGGCGACACUUGAAAGAUCUCCUGGAGGACCGGAAGGGCUUGGCUCAGGACAUAAGCCACCUCAAAGAACAGAUCGAAGCUGGAGAGCGACCACCCACAAAAAUUAGGCGUCGAACCAUGAUCAUCUCUGAGCUGGAGGCGCAGGGCUCCAUGGAAACGCCUUUAAGCAAACAAGUAGAAAACUUGGAGACUGAGAUGAGCCUCAGAAAUGCACAGAUUGCUGAUUUGCAACAGAAAGUUCUGGCUGCUGACAGUGAUCGGCGCUGGAAACAACGUGUUGAUGGGAUCACAAGCAUUGUAGAAGCAAAGUGCGCCCUCAGGGUCCUUAUGUCUGAGUUGGUCAGCGCUAAAACUGCUUGUGCAAAGCUGGAGAGUGAUCUAAAACAAGAGAAUGCAAAUUCCCAGGACCUUAGAAAGAUGCUGGCUGAGGAGAGAAAUGUGAUGUCUACUAUGGACAUGGAGCACCAACAGCAGUUGGUCGAAAUGGAGGAGCAACAUCAGGAGAAGGUCCAUUAUUUACUUGCACAACGUCAAAACAAAUCUAUAUCCGUUGAACCUGAAGAACCAGUGUCCCAAAAUGAAAGUUCAAGGGAAAAGGAGCUUCUGGAGCGCCUUCAGAUGCAGGAAGAGGAGAUCACCAGGCUACGCCAAUUAAAUGAGCAGAAUGAAGUAUUCAAGCGGAAAUUUGGAAAGAUUCUUGCACCUGCAGCCCUAAAUGAACAAAAUGUAGAUGACUCCUUUGAGUAUGUUCCUCCGAAGCCUAAAGCAAAGCGCUCAACCGCAGCACCAGUCAAUACCACCAUCAUUGUGGAGGAGCUGAUGCCUUCUAGUGAGGAAGAGGAGCUCUCUGAGGAAGAAUCCGAGGAGUGGCGUCCAAAAGUGGUUGAAAAGAGGCGUAUAAGCACCAAAAAACCAAAGUCCACUGGGUGCUCCUGCAAAGGUCGCUGCAGUAACAAGCUGUGCAGGUGCCGUAAAGGACUGAUGACGUGUGGAGAGAACUGCCAGUGUGAUCACGAGAAGUGCCGCAACAUAGAUACUGGACCCUCCACUAAAGAUUCCAGUCAGAAUGUGUCUAAGGAAAGCGCCGUGUCUCCUCAAGAAUCCAGGAGCGGCAGCCCUGACAGGACCUUCUUCAAACCUCCUACCUGCACACCCACCAAGAAGGUGCUCAGAGAAAUAGGAGAAAUGGGGCACGGCACAGAAGACCACCAUGACACCAUGAUGCCACAAGGCGAGGACGAGGAAGAGGACGAGCGCACAACCGUGAGCUUCCUCAAGAAAAAGAAGCGCCUUCUGACUAGCUUCCAGAACAGUUUCUUCUCCGGCUGCACUCCCAUAAGGGAAGAAUCGUAA
Molecule: messenger RNA, 3672 nt
Organism: Knipowitschia caucasica
Lineage: Eukaryota; Metazoa; Chordata; Actinopteri; Gobiiformes; Gobiidae
Source: the annotation of a GenBank genome assembly